Messenger RNA from Miscanthus lutarioriparius, 2421 nucleotides. The record is from the annotation of a GenBank genome assembly. Lineage: Eukaryota; Viridiplantae; Streptophyta; Magnoliopsida; Poales; Poaceae.
AUGAAGAAAGUGUUGUUGCUUCCGUCGAGGACGACGACGUCCGUGGCGUUUCUGGCGGUGGCCUUGGUGACCACGACUGUCUUUGCCAUCUCCGGUGGCGCGGCGGCAGAGGCGGCGGCGCCGCAUCGGAUUCUGGUGGACACGGACAUGGACACCGACGACUUGCUCGCGCUGCUCUACAUCCUCAAGCAGAACCGCUCCGAGUUCGACCUCAAGGCAGUUACCAUCGAUGCAAAUGUGUGGAGUGAUGCUGGACAUGCUGUGAAUCAUAUGUAUGAUCUGCUCUAUAUGAUGGGUCGUGAUGACAUCCCAGUUGGUGUCGGUGGUGAUGGUGGAAUAUCAGACUCAGGCACCAUAUAUCCAAAUGUCGGUGGUUAUUUACCACUGAUUGAUCAGGGCAUGACAACGGUUGGAGGCUGCCGGUACAGGCAAGCUAUUCCACUAGAAGGUGGUGGACGGUUGGAUGUGGACACAAACUAUGGAAUCAGAAAGGGCUUCCUUCCACAGGGUCACAGAAGAUAUAUGCCACUUCAGCAACCUACAGCACAACAAGUAUUGAUAGACACAAUUUCUGCUGGCCCUACAACAGUCUUUCUCAUAGGAUCACACACAAACUUCGCCAUUUUUCUCAUGACAUAUCCACACCUGAAGAGAAAUGUGGAGCACAUAUACAUUAUGGGUGGUGGAGUGAGAUCAAAGAACCCUACAGGUUGCUGUCCAAAAAAUUCUACAGGUUGUACGCCACAGCAGUGUGGUGACCAUGGUAACAUGUUUACUAGUUACUCUACCAACCCAAAUGCAGAAUUCAACAUAUUCGGAGAUCCUUUCGCCGCAUACCAGGUGUUUCACUCUGGCAUACCAAUUACUCUUGUUCCUCUUGAUGCGACAAAUACAAUUCCAAUCAACAAAGAAUUCUUCGAUGAAUUUGAGCGUCGUCAGAGUACUUAUGAGGCGCAAUACUGCUUCAAGUCUUUAAAGAUGGCUCGUGACACAUGGUUCAAUGACGAAUUCUAUACAAGCUAUUUUAUGUGGGAUUCUUUUACCUCUGGUGUUGCCAUUUCCAGCAUGCGCAAUGAUAAGAAUGGUAAAUAUGGAAACGAUUUUGCUCAGCUUGAAUAUAUGAACAUUACAGUAGUAACUUCAAACAAACCAUAUGGUGUGCAUGAUGGCUCAAACCCAUUAUUCGACGGUCGUACUACUCCCAAGUUUGGUCUUCAAAAGGUUGGAGUUCAUAGUGGUCAUGUUCAAACUGGGAUUACAGAUAGCUUCUGUCGUGUCAAGGGCAGUAAUAAAGGAAGAUGCGAGGAUGGAUACACUAAGGAAGUUUCCAGCCCAGAAGCAGCCUGCAUUCGUGUUGCUACAGAAGCUAAGCCAAACGUGGAUAAGAAUAGCCCUCUGGACAGGGAGUUUUUCGUGAGCUUCCUAGAGGCACUAAACCUUCAGGAAAACUCUGGCCGUUUCGACAUUAAGGCACAAUUUCCAUUCUACAGAGAGGUUCUUAAUAAGCCAGCAUUGAAAAGCAAGAAAACGGGGAGACCUGUUAUUAUUGACAUGGACAUGAGUCCUGGCGAUUUUGUCUCCCUUAUAUACCUCUUAAAGGCACCUACUGAAGUAAUAGAUUUGAAGGGGAUUUUGGUCAGUGGCAAUGGGUGGGCCAAUGUUGCAAGCAUUGAUAUCAUUUAUGACAUUUUACAUAUGAUGGGCCAUGAUGACAUUCCUGUUGGACGUGGUAAUACCACUGCAAUAGGAACUCCAAGUCUUGGUUGCGAAUAUGUCAGUAUUAUUCCCCAAGGCAGUGGAGGACUUAUUGACUCAGACACUCUCUAUGGACUAGCUCGAUCAUUGCCAAGAAGCCCUAGAAGGUAUACUGCUGAAAAUUCAGUAAAAUAUGGUGCUCCUAGAAACACUGACCAUCCAGAACUUCGGCAGCCAUUGGCUUUUGAAGUUUGGCAGUCUAUCAAAGAGCAGCUUGAUCCAAGUGAGAAGAUCACUAUUCUUACCAAUGGACCUCUUACAAAUUUAGCCAAUAUCAUGCUCUCUGACAGGAAUUCAAGUUCUGUAAUAGAGAAGGUCUACGCUGUUGGAGGCCAUAUCAGAGAUGAAAAUGAUUCGAAGGGAAAUUUGUUUACUGUUCCAUCAAAUAGAUAUUCAGAGUUUAAUAUGUUUCUUGAUCCACUAGCUGCGAAAACAGUCCUGGAGUCAUCUCUGGAUAUCACACUUAUUCCUCUUAGCUCUCAAAGAAAAGCAGCCUCCUUUGAAUGUAUCCUUCAAGCUCUAAAGCAUACUGAUCAUACUCCAGAAUCAAGUUUUGUGCACCGAUUGCUGCUCUCACUACAUGAUCUUCAGCAGAAGCAUGGGCUUUACCACCAUAUGAUUUUUCUUUCAAACAUUCAACAGCUAUUGACUUUGAACAAGGUUUAA